This is a messenger RNA of Arabis nemorensis, 747 nucleotides long. The record is from the annotation of a GenBank genome assembly. Lineage: Eukaryota; Viridiplantae; Streptophyta; Magnoliopsida; Brassicales; Brassicaceae.
AUGCCGAAUGGAUCCCUCGAUAAGUUCAUUUCCAAGAGCAUGUCAACGAAGAUGGAAUGGGAAAGGUUAUACGAAAUUGCAUUGGGUGUCUCUCGCGGCUUAGAGUAUUUGCACAAUCGUUGUGUAUCAAGGAUUGUGCAUUUCGACAUAAAGCCGCAAAACAUACUCAUGGACAAGGAUCGUUGCCCCAAGAUAUCAGAUUUUGGUCUUGCUAAGCUCUGUAAAAAUAAAGAGAGCAUCAUGUCGAUGCUUGAUGCGAGAGGAACGGCAGGAUACAUUGCCCCUGAAGUGUUUUCCAAGAAUUUUGGAGGAGUCUCGCAUAAGUCAGAUGUGUAUAGUUAUGGGAUAGUGAUUCUUGAGAUGAUUGGAGUAAGGAAUAUAGAGAAUGUUGAAAUUUUUGGAUCCAACAAUAGUUCAAUGUAUUUUCCAGAUUGGAUCUAUAAGGAUUUUGAUAGGGGAGAUAAUAUGAGGAUUUUCGGAGAUCAAAUUACCGAAGAAGAAGAGAAAAUCGCAAAGAAAAUGGCAUUGAUUGGUCUAUGGUGUAUUCAAACCAAUCCAUCUGACCGUCCACCAAUGAGCAAAGUCAUUGAAAUGUUAGAGGGGAAUCUAGAGGCUCUUCAAGUUCCACCUAAACAUGUCUGGUCUUUACCCACAACUACGGUUCCAGAAUCUGUUGAAGAUAGUAAUGAGACUUUAAGCCUCUCUAACCCAAGUCAGUUUGAAAGAGGGAAUAAGCGCGUUUGGUAA